This is a messenger RNA of Zalophus californianus (California sea lion), 1775 nucleotides long. It is a transcript of the gene ZNF502, whose product is annotated as zinc finger protein 502. The transcript is spliced from 3 exons. The coding region runs from base 117 to 1745 and encodes 542 amino acids. Gene Ontology annotation, biological process: regulation of transcription by RNA polymerase II. Gene Ontology annotation, molecular function: DNA-binding transcription factor activity, RNA polymerase II-specific; RNA polymerase II cis-regulatory region sequence-specific DNA binding. Lineage: Eukaryota; Metazoa; Chordata; Mammalia; Carnivora; Otariidae. The record is from RefSeq and is a predicted model, not a curated record.
UCGCGCGCACCUGUGGGACCGUAGCCGCCACCCCGCGGGGCGUCCCCCGACCUUCCGGGUUCCCAGUUUUCCAACUCUGAAGUGUUUUCCAAUCAAAACAAAGAAAAGAUUUGUGGAUGUUGAAUAUACAAGGAGCUGAAGAGAGAGAGCUUGGAAGAGAGGUUUGUCCAGAUUUGAUGGACAGGUCUGUUCCAGAGCAGGAUGUCUCUGAAAUUAAUUCACCAGGGAUAGUAGCAAAGAGAUUACCAGAGGAUGUGAACCAGGAUUCUAUAUUUGAAAAAAAAUAUGCAUGUGAGAGCAUGAAGGAAAACCCUUCUGGAGAGGUUCCUGGACCAUGCCUUUUUCAAGAACGAGGUUUGGGGGAAAUAACUUUUAUCCACAAGGAAGCAUCUCCUGAAACAAUUAGCCAAGAAUACAAUUUUGAGCAGAGCUUGCUCUUGACCUCCAACUUUGUUACACAUCUCAGGGUUUCUACAGAAGAGAGCCGACAUCAGUGGGAGACAAGUAGCAUACACACUAAUGAGAUUUCAGACCAAAGUAAAUGCCCAACUCUCUCUACACAGAAAAAGUCUUGGGAAUGUAAUGAAUGUGGAAAAACUUUUACUCAGAGCUCAUCCCUUACCCAACAUCAGAGGACUCAUACUGGAGAGAGACCUUAUGCAUGUGAGGAAUGUGGGAAAGCCUUUAGUCGAAGUUCCUUCCUUAUUCAGCAUCAAAGAAUUCACACCGGAGUAAAACCAUAUGGAUGUGAGCAGUGUGGGAAAACAUUUCGAUGUCGAUCAUUUCUUACUCAGCAUCAGAGAAUCCAUACUGGAGAGAAACCUUAUAAAUGUAAUGAAUGUGGGAAUUCCUUCCGCAAUCAUUCACAUCUCACUGAACAUCAGAGAAUUCACACUGGAGAGAAACCUUACAAAUGUAAUAGAUGUGGGAAGGCAUUCAAUCAGAACACACACCUCAUUCAUCAUCAGAGGAUUCACACUGGUGAGAAACCUUAUUUAUGCAAUGAAUGUGGCUCUUCUUUUCGCAAACACUCAAAUCUCAUACAACAUCAGAGAAUUCACACUGGGGAAAAACCCCAUAAAUGUGAUGAAUGUGGGAAAACUUUCCAAACAAAGGCAAACCUCUCUCAGCAUCAGAGAAUUCAUACUGGAGAGAAACCGUAUAAAUGUAAGGAAUGUGGCAAGGCCUUUUGUCAGAGCCCAUCCCUUAUUAAACACCAGAGAAUUCAUACUGGAGAAAAACCCUAUAAAUGUAAGGAAUGUGGCAAAGCUUUUACUCAGAGUACCCCACUUACUAAGCACCAGAGAAUUCACACAGGGGAGAGACCCUACAAAUGCAGUGAAUGUGGUAAAGCCUUCAUUCAGAGCAUUUGCCUCAUUCGGCAUCAGAGAAGUCACACUGGAGAAAAACCCUAUAAAUGCAGUGAAUGUGGGAAGGGCUUUAAUCAGAAUACCUGCCUCACUCAGCAUAUGAGAAUUCAUACUGGAGAGAAGCCCUAUAAAUGUAAAGAAUGUGGGAAAGCCUUUGCUCAUAGCUCAUCUCUUACUGAACAUCACAGAACUCACACUGGUGAGAAGCUCUAUAAAUGUAGUGAAUGUGAGAAAACUUUCCGCAAGUAUGCACACCUUAGUGAACAUUACAGAAUUCACACUGGUGAGAAGCCUUAUGAAUGCUUUGAAUGUGGAAAAUUCUUCAGACAUAGUUCAGUCCUUUUCAGACAUCAGAAACUUCACAAUGGUGAAUAACCCUGGCAUUCAGGUUAUGGCAGCUUUUCU